AUGACAAGUGAAUGUAAUUGCUGUGAUCAUUCAUAUACGCCUCAUUUUCGUUCAACAUGGGCAAGAGCUGUUUAUAAUAAAAUACAAAAUGAUCGUUGUCUAGAAGAUAUUGAUCAUCGUAUAUGGUAUAAAUUAGAAAAUAAUAAUUUAUUAUUAGAAAAUAUACGUCCAUUAUUUAUUCAAUUUAAUGAAGAUAAUGAUACAAAAGAAUUUUUACAAAAAAGUUAUGAAAAAUCAGAAUGGUUAUUAACACAAUUAUUUCAUAGUGUUGUCACAUCAUUAUUAACAUUAUUUCUAACGCGAACAUCGACUAAUGGACUUCUUGGACGUGGUUCAAUGUUUGUUUAUUCAACUGAACAGUUUAGCUCGUUACUUGAUAUUAUAAGUAAUAGUGAAACAAAAAAAUUUCAGUCACUACUUGACAUUGGUGCCAGUGAUGGUACUGUGACAUCGCAAAUGGAACCUUUAUUUAACCAAAUUUACGUAACAGAAAUGUCAUCGACAAUGCAGUGGCGAUUAAAACAACGUGGUUAUACCGUAUUAGAUACUGAUAAUUGGCAAGACUUAAAAUUUGAUGUUAUUACAUUAUUAAACGUUCUUGAUCGUUGUGAAAAACCUUUAACAUUAUUAAAAAAUAUUCGUGAACAUUUAAAUGAAACAAAUGGUCGUCUCAUUGUUAGUAUUGUACUACUAUUUCAACAAUAUUUUGAAUAUAAAAAUGAUCAUCGACCAUCGGAACAAUUAAUAAUUGAUGGAAAUACACCAGAAGAACAAAUCAAUAGUUUUAUACUUAAUGUAUUUCAACCAAGUGGUUUUAAAUGUAUAAAAGUAACAAAAUUACCCUAUUUAUGUGAAGGUGACCUUGAACGAUCCUAUUAUUAUUUACCAGAUUACAUCUUUGUACUCGAAAUCGAUAAGUAA
This is a messenger RNA of Didymodactylos carnosus, 921 nucleotides long. NCBI's taxonomy places the organism in Eukaryota, Metazoa, Rotifera, Eurotatoria, Philodinida, Philodinidae. The record is from the annotation of a GenBank genome assembly.